Messenger RNA from Sipha flava (yellow sugarcane aphid), 366 nucleotides. RefSeq lists its product as uncharacterized. The coding region runs from base 1 to 366 and encodes 121 amino acids. The record is from RefSeq and is a predicted model, not a curated record. The transcript has a single exon. Lineage: Eukaryota; Metazoa; Arthropoda; Insecta; Hemiptera; Aphididae.
AUGUUGAAAGACAAGUGUAUAUGUUUGAUAUGUCAAAUAACAAUAUCCACUACAAAAAAAGGUAAUCUAGAAAGACAUUUUAGAACUACGCAUUCGAAAUUUGAUAUAGAUUUCCCUCCUAAAACUGAAGUACGUAAAAAGCAAUUGGAAAAAUUAAAACUUGAAAUUGAUAAACAACAAUUGAUUUUUACUAAACCAGUUUUAAAAUCCAAAGCAGCAUUAAUUGCUUCAUUUCGAAUUAGUCAUGUUUUAGCUAAGAAUAAAAAAUCAUUUCAAAUCGGUGAAAUAGUAAAACAAGCUUUUUUAGAAGACACAGAUGCUUUAUUUGAAAACUUUAAAAAUAAACGAUUUAUAGUUAUCUCGUAA